AUGGAACUGCUGAGCAGCAGCAUGCAGAGGAGAGCCGAGGGCUUCCAGAGACAGACGGAGAUCAGCCUGGCCGGGGAGCAGCUCAGGCUGCGUCUGCACAAUGCCAAGCUGAUCCGAGACAGAUGCCACCACACUCUCACGUACCCAAGCUGCUGCUCGGCGAAGGAUGUUGUCGAUUGGCUGAUCGAGCACCAGGAGGCUCCGGACAGAGAGACCGCCAUCAGUAUCAUGCAGAAGCUCGUGGAGUCCAACAUCAUUCAUCACGUGUGUGACGAGCACUCAGUCUUUAAAGAUGCCAAAUUAUUCUACCGCUUCCGGAAUGACGACGGCACUUUAUCGCCCACCAAACAGAUGAAGAUUGUGGUCCGAAGUCAGCGGAUCUACGAGAUACUGGCAAGCCAGGAAGACUCCAUUCUGCAGGUGCGGGAGGAGGGCUCGCAGCGGUACAGGAGGACAUUUUUCGGCGCCCAGAUGUUGGACUGGCUGGUCAAGAAUGGUGAGGUGGCCUCAAGAGGGGACGGAGAGAUGCUGUGCCGUGCCAUGCUGGAAUAUGGGAUCAUUCAGCCAGUGUCCGGCCACUAUCACUUCUCGGACUCCGAUCUUCUGUUCCAAUUCUGUAUUAAUUUCCGCCGACGCAGGAAGCUGAUUGAGGUCCUGAAUGAUCCCUCACAGUGUCGGGAUCACAGGCAGGACUCCCCGGACAGCCCCUUCUGUCUGCGUAAACUCGGGUCCGAGCUCCCCCAUGGCAGCUUUGUGUGCGCGGGUGAGCCGAAGCCUGCCCCUCAGCCCUUAAAAAGGAGCUGUUCGUCAGGCCUGUGGUCCCCGGUCACUUAUUGCCACUUCUCGGCCAACAAACCCACCAUGGCACUCCCUUCAGUGCUGAAGGUGCCGGUGACUGUGGAGGAGCUGUUGGCACCCGGAGCGCCGUAUAUUAGGAAGACGCUUAAUAUCGUUGGUGAUGACGUCGGCUGGGGUUUCGUAGUUCGUGGAGCGGGUCCAUGUCACGUCCAGGCGGUCGAUCCUGGAGGACCGGCCGCUGCUGCUGGCAUGAAGAUUCGCCAGUUUAUCCGAUCGGUUAAUGGGAUCAACUGCCUUAACCUGCAAUACCAGACCAUCUACAAGCACAUCGUGGCCGGUCCGCGCUUGCUCAUCCUUGAGAUUCUGGAGCCCAUCGACUGA
Messenger RNA from Nanorana parkeri, 1179 nucleotides. Its product is annotated as DEP domain-containing mTOR-interacting protein-like. The record is from RefSeq and is a predicted model, not a curated record. Gene Ontology annotation, molecular function: protein binding. Bases 1 to 1179 code for a protein of 392 amino acids. Lineage: Eukaryota; Metazoa; Chordata; Amphibia; Anura; Dicroglossidae. The transcript is spliced from 9 exons. Gene Ontology annotation, biological process: intracellular signal transduction.